GCCAGCGGUCCGCAAGCCAAGACACAUCCAGAGCAGACCACGGCGAGGGAGAGGACGCUGUGAUAAGAGGGGCUAAAAUCAAGAAGGGUGGUAAGAGCACCGGACAGGGUUCACACCAAAAAAAAAAAAAACCUUUAGCGGAGAGAGGAGAGCGGAUUGGCUUGCCCCGCGCAAGGAGAACUAACACCCGUAGCUAAUUUCCAACAUUUUCUAUUAUUGGCAGCGAGUGUGCUCACCGAGCCACAUUUAUAAAGAGAGCUAGCGGAAUGUGUUGCUAGCGAGCUAGCUAUCGUUAGCUAGCUAAUUAGCUUGUCAGGUAUCCAAUAUCUGGACUUGUGUUCUUUAUUGAAAUAGGCUACGCUUUAACGUCGUUUAUUUUUAUUCGUUUUUUCGGAAAAAGCCAUACUUCAUGUGCUUUGUGCAAAAGCCUCUCACGGCCAUAAUGCUCUGUGUUGAAUAGCUAACGCUAAGUUAGACAAUAAACAUUACAGGCUCUCAGCAUUGAUGAAUUGCUAAAGAUCAGUUGAGCAUUAGUAGCCGUCUGCGCGGACUGGGAAAAGCCAAAUCCAUUGUUAAUCUCGACCUGUGGACGAUUCAAAGGGGAAAAGGCAAAGGUGGAAACAGAGACUUUCGAGUGGUGACUGUCUGCCGUCCAAUGUUAAUGUCGACCGACGUUGCAUCCAUAAUGCUACCCGUUACUCGGGGAAUAAUGGACCGGGAAAGAGACAUUGAAACAGCUGCCGGACCCCAUGCCAACGCGACCGGGGGUCCGGCGGCUGUCCGGGGGAUGAAACGAGGAGACCCGGAGCCCGACGCUCAGACAGCCGCUGCUCUGACCGACUUAGCCGGGGCGGAGUGCAAACGACCAAGGAUAGACGGGACCGGGGCUGUUGUCGGUGACAUUGGACAGAACAAUGAGCCUUUAAACCCCGGUUUCCAUGGAUACCCACCUCACAGUCAGGGCUCUCAAGAUUCGACAGGAGGACAGGAGGGUUUGGUUGCCCCGCCCUUCACAGCGUUCCCUCCGCCGCCCCCUCCUCAAAAUGGGUUGUCAGGGACAGAGUUUGGCCCCGGGGCAAUCUUUGGUGCUGGGGGCCAAGGUGCAGCAGAGGUAGGGGCUGGCACUAAUGGAUCCACCUCCACUACCACCACCACGAACAACAACGGAAAGACAGAGGACGCAUCCCAGGGUGAGGCGGGCGGACAGUGCGGGACAGGGGGCACAGGGGCAGGAGGAGGAGGGUCUGGGGGAGACUCCACAGAGGCCAAAGGAACCCCCAAACGCCUUCAUGUGUCCAACAUCCCCUUCCGCUUCCGGGACCCUGAUCUCAGGCAGAUGUUUGGGCAAUUUGGGAAGAUCCUAGAUGUAGAGAUCAUAUUCAAUGAAAGGGGUUCCAAGGGCUUUGGCUUUGUGACAUUUGAGACCAGCGCAGAUGCAGAGAAAGCCAGGGAACGGCUCCACGGUACAUUGGUGGAAGGUCGUAAGAUUGAGGUGAAUAACGCUACUGCCAGGGUGAUGACUAACAAGAAAAUGGUCAGCCCCUACCCUAACGGAGAGGCCCUCAGCACACUGCCUUAUGCGGGGUGGAAGUUGAGCCCUAUGGUGGGGGCCAUGUACGGACCAGAGCUCUAUGCAGUGCCAGGGUUUCCUUACCCUUCGGCAGCAGCAGCAGCCACCACAGCAGCAGCGGCGUUUCGCGGCGCCCACCUCAGGGGACGAGGUCGGCCCGUCUACAGCGCUGUGCGGGCCGCCGUGCCUCAGCCGGCCAUCCCCGCCUACCCCGGACUAGUGUUUCAGGACUCAGUCCUUAGUCCCAGAUUGCCUCAGGGAGGCUACCCUGCUGCUGCCGCUGCCGCCGCCGCCUAUCGCUAUGCCCAGCCUGCGGCCGUAACCGGAGCAACCGCUGCAGCUGCCGCGUACAGUGACAGUUACGGCCGGGUGUACACCACAGAUCCCUACCACGCUUUAGCCCCAGCCGCCGCUGCUUACGGAGUGGGAGCCAUGGCUAGUUUAUACCGGGCGGGAUACAGUAGGUUUGCUCCUUACUAAAACCACAAAUCACACCCCAGGAAUUCCACAUCGCUCCAAACCCUUUUUCAAGCUCUUUGUUUGGCAGGAGCUCCCUUCCAUUUUUCUGCGGGCGGACGAUAGUGACAACUCAUGUAUUUUCUUUCUUUUUUUUUUUUUUUCUUUCUUUCUUCCUCUGGCGAGGUCAUUGCCACAUCAUCAGCUCAGAGUCGAAGUUUUUGUACUGUUCUGUCUGUCAGCGACAUGGAUACAAUGAAAAACUGCCCACAUAUAAAGCUGGAGGAUGGGCACAAUUUAGGACGGUUACAUUUCAAAACACUAUCGGAUAUGGAUGGAGAGAGACUGCUGUUCACCUACGUGAUCCUGCACACUACAAACCUUUCUUCCUAAAAAGUCUGUGCAGUUACACCCACUGCCCUGUGUUACCUAAUCAGAACUGUAUUGCACAGUUACAUUCAGCUCCCGUUUUCUCUGCAUCUUCCCUCAUACUGUUGGCCUGUACAGACUGAUAGAAUUGCCACGACACCAUGUUACUAGCCUGAAUAAUAAGGUACUUUAAUUUCGUCUGUACACACUACAUUGAAAAGCUGCCCCGUCUACCGCAGAGACCUCUCUGUGGUUCAGUAUCAUGGCAUAAUAAUGACGAGAAAGCGAGUCGAGCUUGGGGCUGCUUAACAUGGAAGAGAUGGAGGAAUGAUUUUUUUUUUUUCUCUUUCUCCUUGGAACGUUGGAGUACCGAACAUUGAGCCGGCGCUUGGGGAACAUGCCUGACUGACAGAAACCACUGUUGCCCUGGUAACAACAGACCAUCAACAACCUGGCAUGGGGAAAUCUUUUUUUUUUUUUUUUUUUGUCCUUUUCCAACAUCUCACAACUUUCCCAAGUGUAAAAGGAAAAACAAAAAGAAAACAAAAACUAUUGUUGGGAAAAAAAUAUAUAUACAAAAAGUGUGAAAAUGACAAGGAAAAAAAGAAACAAGUGACUUGUUUUUCUGCAUUACCUCAGUUUUUUUCUAUUUUAUUUUGCUGCCAUUGAAAAGAAUUUGCUUAGAAAUGUCAUUAUUAUAUAUAAUGUGGGCACAAUGAAAUUGUCCAUGAUUAUCAGUGAUAUAGUCAUUAUUUUCACAUUGUCCUCUUAUUGCUGGUCUAAGUAUUACAUUUAUUACUGUUAUUGUAACUGCAUUGACAACACUAAGACAGAGUGUUGGGUGUGUCUGGAUGCAUUUCAGCUACGAAUUGACUUUCUAUCUCCCUCUUUAGAAUGCAGCGCGCCUCACCUCACCUCACAGGCUGAUCCUCGAGGUCAGCUCAUGCUCCUUAUCUACGCGUAGCGCUUUUUCAAAGUACCUUUCCUUCUAUCCACUAGACUGUCAAGACAUUCCAACUGUAGCAGCGAGGCAGUGAUCGAACAGGUCAGAUGGACAAGGAAUAAGAAUGCGUGAGUGAACUAGAUUUAGCAAGCCCAAAUUUGAACCGGGAACACCCACAUGGGAAACUAAUCAUCCACCAGUCAGCCAAAUGGGAAUCCCUCCUGGCCAAUUGAGAUAUUUAUGCCUACAGACUUCGAGCAGAGCUGUUCUGCUCUGUUCUUCGGCUCUGUGCGUGGAAAUGGUGUCUGAUCUCAACUCAGCAGAACAACAGAUCCCAGUAGAGCAACCUGGAUUAGAAAACAAAUGAGUCCAAUAAAACCAGGAGGCUGCAUCCAUAUAUCGCUGUCAAGUAAUGAGAAUUUGUUAGAAGAUUCUUAGUCCAAAUGAACACAACUUUCUGUUCAUGUUCAUUAUAUUCAGUGCGAGCAGUACACUAAAUUCCCUGCACUAUCGCUGGACGCUGUUGUCCACAUUAUGUUGCAGCCCCUCCUGAUUCUUCCAGGCAGUCCAAAUUGUUUCAAAGUCCUUCUUGAAGGUGUGGUAACAGGACUGGCAAGCAAACCAUGUAUAGACCAACCAAGUCUCUGUCCUAUGUAUUAUAUCUCCAUAUACUCUCACUAUGUUAUUAUUACUAUUGUUUGUCUUUUUGGUUCCAAAGAUUCUCUGAAGAAAGCACAUUUUUGGUCAAGACUUGUUACUUUGUUAUCUCUUCAUGCUUGAUUUUUUUGCCUUUACUUAAGUUCUUUUUUUUACUUGUGGGUUAAAGCUGUAUUUUUCUAGUUCGCCUCAGCAAGCUGGGAAAUGUCAUUGAAGAAUGAUCUAAAGAGGACUGAGAAGACUUUUUAAGUAUGUAGCAGCAAACUAAACAAAUUGGGAGUCCCGAACUGGAAACAAUUUUGAUCUUCUGAAGCCUGCAAAACAGAUUUAUGGCCUUUUUUUUUUUUCCUCAUUUAACAAAUGAACACGAUGGAAGUGCCGAGGUGUUUGCUGCAGACGAGGGAAAUCUAAGUGGAUGGACAGAAGCAGAAUGCAGGAGCGUGUACUGCAUAGAACCAUGAGGGAUGUGGAGCGGAGAGUCGGAGGUACACACAGAGGAUCUGCCAAUAGGGCCAAAUCAGAGCUUGAAUAUAUCAAAGGCAAAGCAAAUUCAGAAAACCUCCACACAAUGUCAAAAGGGCCCUGCAACCCAGCGGUGGCCACCUUUUUAACAAUGGAGCAGUGUGUGGGUGGUUAGUCAAGGGACGUUGUUGCGCUGGUGGUGAAGGUGAGAAGCUGAGCCAUUAAUCAUUAGCUGACAGGAUAACAACGCUCCCCACCGUUUUAUUCUGUUUUUUUUUUUUUUUUUUUUUUUUUUCAGGGGUACAGUACACUCAGCAGGCAGCAGAGCCCAGGCAGGGUGGGGCAUACAGUAAAGAAGUAAAGCUCUUAUGUAUGCACAUGAUGCAGUUUGCAGUAGGUAUUCCAAUGAGUAUUUAUGACGCGAUCAUGGGGGAAUCAUCACCUUUUUUAUAUUGUCCUUUUCCUUUUCCUUACAAGUGUUACCAGAAGUGUCGCUAUGCAUGCUUUUGUGAGAAAGGCAGGGUGUCAUUGAGACCUUUUGUUUCUGCAUGAAUUCAAAUCAUAGUGCUGGAGAAGGACGACAGGGCGUUUGAGGAGAAGGGGCAGGAGGGAAAAAGAAUUUGGCUGAGGAGUUCAUGUGAUGUGAGGUGACAGGAGUGACAGGGAGCUCAGUAAUGGUCUAGCAGAGAGUGUCUGGGGUGGUGGAGGGGCGAGGGGGCGCAGGGGGAGCAAGUGGCCCGCAGUUGCUUUAUGUAAAAGCCACAGCCUAUUCAGUUCGCUUUAAUAAUCUGGGUUAUCUCUCCUCUGUGCCUCUGUGGUCGUCGUGGUAAUCACCAGUCAUAUCAAAUUCAUAAAGUUUAAUUUGGGAUGUCGGACCCCCUGCGGUUUUCUCUCAUAAUGAAAAUAAAAAUCAAAGUAACUGAUGAUGAUGGCAGCGGCCCACCCGGUGACAGUUUGGCCCUAAGCUUUUCUAUCAAAAAGCUGAGUUGGUCCUAUGCAGGAACGAGGCCUUUGUGGAGUGUAGGUCUGCGCCGUGGGAAGCACAAGACCACUCUGGCAGGAGGAGCCUCCUUCAACGCUGAUGCAGAGUGUUACAAACCUGCCCACGCUGAGGCUCAUUUAGGAACGAUUGCACGCCACUCUUCCUGUUUGCAAAGGCUCGUGUUCAGGUGGCAUAAAUCAUUAUCGAGUAGUGCGUUUUGGGGGCAGGGGUAUAGACGCCUAUGGGUUCCUUUUGUUCGAGCUGUUUUGUGCCCCUGAGGUGAAGCAGUGUUUACCUUGGAAGGAUACAGAAGAGCUGCAGAGGUGAUUUAAAAAUAAAAAAUUAAAAAAAAAGGCUAUCCUCAGCCUGUCCCGAGUACCAGCCCCUCCACUCUGACCCCUGCUCCUUGCACUGUGCUCAAGUCAACCCAGUGGGAGUUUUGGAACAGGGAUUGAAUAAAUGGGUUUCAAUUGCAUGUGGAUUUUUAUUUUGUAUUUCACAUGCACAUCAAUGCUAUAAAAAAGCUCAUUUAUCCAAGUGAUUUUUUUUUGUUUUGUUUCUUUUCAAUAAGUGACUUGUGUAUUUUCUCACCAUGAUUUAUUUUGUCAUCCUCGUGUCUGCCUUCUGUUUAUUCCCUUCAUUGUUAUUAUUGAAUGUAUAUAAUAAAUAAACUGUUUGGUUUUUA
Molecule: messenger RNA, 6124 nt
Organism: Myripristis murdjan (pinecone soldierfish)
Lineage: Eukaryota; Metazoa; Chordata; Actinopteri; Holocentriformes; Holocentridae
Product: RNA binding protein fox-1 homolog 2-like
Exons: 13
Coding region: 656-2050 (464 amino acids)
Biological process (GO): nervous system development; regulation of alternative mRNA splicing, via spliceosome
Cellular component (GO): cytoplasm; nucleus
Molecular function (GO): mRNA binding
Source: RefSeq, a predicted model, not a curated record